UGUCCUUGCAGAACACCAUGGCUACUCUCAAAGAAAAGCUGAUGACCUCCAUUGCUCCGGGCCCUGCGGUCCCCAGCAACAAGAUAACCAUAGUGGGCGUUGGACCGGUUGGGAUGGCCUGUGCCGUCAGCAUCCUUGGAAAGGGUAUUUGUGAUGAACUUGCUCUAGUUGAUGUUUUGGAAGACAAACUAAAAGGAGAAAUGAUGGAUCUACAGCACGGGAGCUUGUUCCUUCAAACUCACAAGAUUGUGGCAGACAAAGACUAUGCUGUUACAGCCAACUCCAAGAUUGUUAUAGUAACUGCAGCAGUACGCCAGCAAGAGGGGGAGAGUCGUCUCAGCCUGGUUCAAAGGAAUGUGAAUGUCUACAAAUUUGUCAUCCCUCAGAUCAUCAAACAUAGCCCCAACUGCACCAUCUUGGUGGUUUCCAACCCAGUGGAUGUAUUAGCCUAUGUCGCAUGGAAGCUGAGUGGCCUGCCAAAACACCGUGUGAUUGGAAGUGGCUGCAAUCUUGACACAGCUAGAUUUCGCUAUCUGAUCGGUGAAAGACUUGGUAUUCACCCAGCCAACUGCCAUGGCUGGAUCUUGGGAGAACUCGGUGAUUCUAGUGUGCCUGUUUGGAGUGGAGUUAAUGUGGCAGGCAUUCCUUUCCAGGAGCUGAAUCCUGCUGCAGGAACUGAAAAGGAUGGUGAGAACUGGAAGGAUCUCCACAAGCAAGUGGUUGAAAGUGCCCAUGAGGUAAACAGACUUAAGGGAUACGUAAGCUGGGCUAUUGGCCUUAGCGUUGCUGACAUCUGUGAGACCAUGCUGAAGAACUUGUGCCGGAUUCAUUCAGUCUCAGUACUGGUAAAGGGCAUGUAUGGCAUUGAGAAUGAUGUCUUCAUGAGCCUUCCUUCUGUCCUAAGUGCCUCUGGAUUGACAAGUGUCAUCAACCAAAAGCUGAAGGAUGAUGAGGUGGCUCAGCUGAAGAAGAGCGCAGAGUCAUUAUGGAACAUCCAGAAAGAAAUCAAAGAUCUCUAACUCAUGAAUGUUAGAUUCCAGCAACAGAAAAACAGUGUGUUGUGUGCAAAUGUGGGCUCUACUCACCAUACAUCUCUAUGGUUAACAUUUAAUGCUCUUUCAGACUGAGCUUUGUCCACAGUAGCUAAAUUUAUGCUUGCUGUAACGCACAGACCUUAUGAACAAAUAAAGCAACUUUCAGGCAUG
Antrostomus carolinensis (chuck-will's-widow) is the source of this 1205-nucleotide messenger RNA. It is a transcript of the gene LDHB, whose product is annotated as lactate dehydrogenase B. The record is from RefSeq and is a predicted model, not a curated record. Gene Ontology annotation, molecular function: L-lactate dehydrogenase (NAD+) activity. The transcript is spliced from 7 exons. Bases 18 to 1019 code for a protein of 333 amino acids. Gene Ontology annotation, cellular component: cytoplasm. Gene Ontology annotation, biological process: pyruvate metabolic process; lactate metabolic process. NCBI's taxonomy places the organism in Eukaryota, Metazoa, Chordata, Aves, Caprimulgiformes, Caprimulgidae.